AUGCCACCGCGUCGGCGUUUACCAGCGGGGUCAAGAACGGACCUCCCGCCCUUGAAGAUUAUCCGCAAGAUCCUCCUGCUCCAAGUCGCCUACUAUGCCUGCGCAACGGUGCUUAUCCUCUUCACCACGGUCGUAUAUGGCGCACCGUUCUCGCUCGACCUGGUCUUUGGAUGGGACUACUUAAGAGGGGACACAACGGUGGGCUGGAUGCUUGGGCUAGUGUGGUUGUUGAAUUGUUUCAUCUGUGUCAUCUUCCUCCUCCUAUUCGUUUCGCGCUCCAAGCUCGUCCCCGAUUUCGCCCUGACCAUCCACUUCCUGCAUCUCGUUGCUACUAUUCUUUACACCCGCUCGCUUCCUGCAAACCUCUUGUGGUGGGCUCUCCAAUGUGCUAGUGCCUCCAUGAUGGUUUUCCUGGGGAUGUGGGCCUGCCAACACCGUGAACUCAAGCCGAUUGCAUUCGGUGGCUGGGGCGACGGCAGUGCCACUGGGUCUUCCCAACAAGCUGCUGACAACGCUCAGAACGAGUCGAGUUUCGGACGGGGCCGUGGCCGCGAGCGCAGCGUGCAGAACGAAUACGAAUUGGAUGAAAUGAAUACGAAGGGGGAUCGUGCUGUAUAG
Penicillium chermesinum is the source of this 618-nucleotide messenger RNA. Its product is annotated as protein SYS1. Bases 1 to 618 code for a protein of 205 amino acids. Gene Ontology annotation, cellular component: trans-Golgi network; Golgi membrane. Gene Ontology annotation, biological process: Golgi to endosome transport; protein localization to Golgi apparatus; Golgi to plasma membrane protein transport. Lineage: Eukaryota; Fungi; Ascomycota; Eurotiomycetes; Eurotiales; Aspergillaceae. The transcript has 2 exons. The record is from RefSeq and is a predicted model, not a curated record.